Messenger RNA from Bombus huntii, 2760 nucleotides. Its product is annotated as lysoplasmalogenase-like protein TMEM86A. The coding region runs from base 149 to 841 and encodes 230 amino acids. The transcript is spliced from 6 exons. Lineage: Eukaryota; Metazoa; Arthropoda; Insecta; Hymenoptera; Apidae. The record is from RefSeq and is a predicted model, not a curated record. Gene Ontology annotation, cellular component: membrane.
CGAUGUUGUUCACGCGGAGAGAAAUAAUGCAGCAGUUGGGGGAACAGUCUACUGUGGCAAUUGUAUGGUAACUGACAGUUCAGUGGAAAAUAUCGUGUAUGUAGGUGCAUGUCAUUAUUCAGAUCGAAAAAUUACGGUUUAAUUGAAAAUGUCAUCUCCUGCACAAGUGUUAAAAAGUGUCGGCCCAAAGCUAGUCCCAUUCUUUAAAAGCGUGUCCGUGUAUUUUAUAUUACUGGCCGAGCAGCCAUCCCUGCUGACGGCAUGUUUCAAGUGUUUGCCAAUUAUAAGUCUUAUCGUCUUUGUUCUUCUACAUGGAAUUAGUUUAUCGCAGGAAUACAGGUUCUCCAGACGAAUAUUGACAGGGUUGAUAUUCAGUUGCAUAGGAGAUGCGCUAUUGGUUUGGCCUAGUUGUUUCACGCCAGGGAUGUGCAUGUUUGCCCUGGCCCAAAUCAUGUACAUCAGUGCAUUCGGUUUUAUACCGCUUAACAUAAUGUUAGGUACAAUUUUAUACGCGUUGUGUUCGCUAGUCAUAUAUGCUUUAAUGCCUGGUCUGAAUGGAAUUCUGGUGAUUGGGGUUCCUGUUUACACGGUGUUACUAACCACCAUGGCGUGGAGGGCAAUCUCUAGAGUGCAAUUUUACAAAGUACAGAGAAAAGAGCUAUGGACGUGGACUAAAUUAUGCAGCUGCAUUGGUAGUAUAUGUUUCCUCAUAUCUGAUACGCUGCUCGGAUUUCACUAUUUUCAUACUCCCCUACCUUAUUCUCAGUAUUUUUCAGGUUUCUAUAAUGUUAACGUACUAUGCGGCUCAAUUGGGAAUAGCUUUGAGCGCAGUUGGUUCUAAAAAUAGCAACAACAAUAAUAAUAAUGUUAGCAACGAUAAAACUGACACAGCCUUUGUCAAGGGUUAAGAGAGAAUUUCCUCUUCUGUUUAUAGAAUUAUAAAUAUUGUGAAUUACAUUAUACUGCUCGAAAUAAUUCGAAAUCUAGGCACGAAUGAAAAUACUAUAAGAUAUUAGGAAAGUUUAGUUUCCACAGCGUUGAUAGCUGUCGAUAUAUAGAUAAUAAUCUAGCUAUUUUGAGCAGUAUAUUACGACUAGAGACCACAUAGAUCAGUUUAGCGUAAUCGUUGUUUUGAAAUAGGUACAAUGCACCUCGUUAAAGGAUUUAUGAUAAUCGUAAAUCUAGAAGUCAUAAACACUGCCACUUUCUUAAGGCAAGGAUUUUUACCUGAUCAUUCAAUGAUUCAUUGUAGUCGAUAUUUAUUGCAUUUAACGAUCGUCUGAUGAACGUUAUUCAUUCCCUUUCUCUCCGACGUGAACGUCGAAUCGAAAGAAAGAUAUACAUAUAUACUUGAAAUGCUGUGAAUUAUUAAGUAUAAUCGUAUAAUGUUAUUUAGCAACAAUUAGAAUGCUCUUCGCGAUCGCAAGAAUUCUUUUUACUCCAAUUAAUACUACAUAUAUGCUCAACGUAUAAUGUUUACUCAGACUUUCACGUUGGUUUAUACCGUUAUGAACGUUGAAUAUUAAUAGAGACGAAAGAUUUCAGUAUUUCUAUAUAAUUGUCAACUCGAACUUCUCGAGUAAAAUAUUCGCAGAAAUGUUGACACGCGCAGUUUGUAUAUCAUCUCGUGAUACAUAUUACGAACCAAAAUGUAUUUCUUUGUACAGUAGUGAGUAAAAGUGCUAAAUAUCUCAUGAAUAGUUGAAUGUUAGUUAAAAGUGUACAGAUAGAACGACUUACUUUUACUAAAGUAAAUAAUGAAAUUCUAGAUGUUUUGGUACUGUUCUCUUGUUUCGAAUAAUAACAUAAAAGAAAGAGAAGAAAAUUGUUUGAGGAUUUUAAAAGCCUUUAGCAAUUAUUCUUGUAGCUGAAUUUCUACUACUGAAACUGGAAUCUUCACGUAAGAGUAUAAUAUAUCAUAUAUUAUUUUACUAUUGCAUUUACCAUUAUUAUUAUAGGUAUUAGACAAUAGUAUUGCAUUUAUUCUAAUUAUGAUAGAUACCAAGUAGAAUAUUGACUCGAACAACUAAAAUAUUAUUUUUUCAAAGAAACUAUGUUUUAUAUAUCUAUGCCAAAGGAGAAAUAGGAUUUUCCCUUCGGACAAAAAUGCGCAUUUUAUAUCCUAGACGUUGUAAUAAUUGACUAGUACACGUUCACUCAUAGAUCUCGAUGACAUAUCACUUAAUAUUAGUGAUUGAACUAAUCAUAUUCGAACCGUAAAAGAACCUGAAUUCCUUAGUAGGUAUAAUUAGAGCUGAGUAAAAAUGAACUUGAUUAAAAGAACAAAAAAGAAUAAAUUUCAAAUAAAACAACCGAGGUAUGAAUGAGACUUUUGUUAAAGUUGAAAAAAUGUUAACAUUUAUUAUUUCUCGGCUACAACUUCAUUAAAUUCAGCUCUUUCAACACAUAUUGUAAAAAGAUAUAUUUAAUGUUGUAUUUUAAUACAAGACAUGUACAAGCAUAGCAUAAUAUUGUUUCGUGAAAUACAUUUAGAACACAUAUUUCAGAAACAAAACAUUCGUAGAAGUGUGAUAUUAAAUACUUUAGCGUAUACUUUCUUCAAAAUAAUCAAUUGUUAGUGUUUAUAAAUUUAACGUUAAAAAAUGUUACUGAAUGAAAGUUAUAUAGUGUUAUAUAUCUUUCAAUUCUACUUUGAAUAUAUGUAACUGUCUCAAUCUAAUUUUUAAAUUACCGAAUCGAUCACGAAAAUCUGUAAAUUUAAAUUGUAUUUUUUAUGUGAUUAAAGUUUUGUUAAUUCGA